Molecule: messenger RNA, 1569 nt
Organism: Phanerochaete carnosa HHB-10118-sp
Lineage: Eukaryota; Fungi; Basidiomycota; Agaricomycetes; Polyporales; Phanerochaetaceae
Exons: 3
Coding region: 128-1198 (356 amino acids)
Source: RefSeq, a predicted model, not a curated record
CGCCUAUCCAUAGCGAUACCUAUUUUGCUCAUCUACUACGACCCGCCAAUCUACCACCAUAGCGUCCCUACAUCGAAACCGUACUCACACAACAUCCCUGUCGCCCUCGAACUCCAUUAGCGUCAGGAUGGCACAGCCUUCUUCUUCCCAAAGGGAGCGUGAACGCGAGCGCAGCGAGCGGUCCUCCCGUCAUCAUCACCACCGCACUAUCUCAUCUACCACGCUUCUCCUCGUCCUGUCUUUGGUUCUCGCCGUCCUAGCCGUCAUGCUCACCCUGCCAAACACCCAAACAGCAACUGGUGGUGCGACCGGCGAGGGUGGUCAACAGCAAGGUGUCUGGGGUAUCCUCACUCCAAAGCGAUCCCAGGUCCUCAUUGGGCGCGAAAGCGACGUCGCUAAACGUGAAGCGGAAGUGGCACGCCGGGAAGCAGAAAUUUUGGCCGGUGCUCCAGGCGGUGUUCUCCAGACUCCGCAAUGCCCGCCCUGCCCAUCUGUCAUUGAGAAGGUUACGGAGGCUCCUCUUCCUCCUCCUCCGGUCCAGACUGUCAUCAAGGAAGUCUUCAGGGAGGAGGCCCUCACACCGCCCGGCUGGUGGGACCAAGCGCGCAUUCGCGCUGAGGAUAUCCUGGAUCGCGAGCUCAAGAUCGCGGAGCGCGAGCGGGAAAUUAGCCGCCGUGAAGAAGCAGUUAACCGCAGGGAGCAUGACGCGUCGCGUCGCGAAAACUGGAUCAUGGAGCAGCUUGUCGUGUUGAACUCUGAUGAACCCGCGGUCGAAGAAGAGGAGUUUGUGUACGAACCUGGACCGCCGAGCCCUAAGCGGAAAGCCAAGGUUGUUCAUCAUGCUCCCCAAUUUCAAGCUCUUCCUCCACCUCUUGUUGUUACUGAAACAGCCGUUGAAGUCGCGUUCGAAACCGAGACAGUCACUUUCACCGAGCAUCACACCCAUACUCUUCCGACAAAAACCGUCACCGUUCCCGCUCCUGCCAACACUCGCAUCGUCGCUUCCCCUGCUCCCGAGGCCAAGAGGCAAUCGUCCACUCCUUCCAUUCCUCGGACGACCAGCAUCGAACGGGUCAUUGAGGAAGUUGUCGAUACUCCUUCUCCCAUUAUGGAAGAGAUCGAAGAAGAAGAGGAGGAGGAGGCGUACAUUCGUAUGGGUCGUCCUCGCAGGACUCCCAACAGCUGGUUCGGCUGGUAAUGUGUUGGCACUGGUGCCAGUAUUGUACGUCUGUGAUGAGUGUUUUACGACCUUGGUAUGACUGUCAAACGAUUGCGAACUCUCCUUUCCUCCUCCCGCUCGCUUACUCUGCUCAUUCUUUUUUGUGAGUUGUACGAACCCCUCAUGCUUGUGCCCUCUCCUCUAGAUCCGUUACCAUUUACACGUGUGCGAUACCCUACUCACCUUGUAUGUACUUGCUGCUUGCGACACGACCCCUGACGGAUACUCCCUCAGCACGACUUGUACACGUCUCCGUUUUCCUGCUGUGCUGUUUGGCUAGUGUAGAGUAUUAUAGGGUACCUUUGGGGUUUGAAUACAGCCGUUGCCAGGUUAUGUAAAUUGUUUACAAC